Drosophila serrata is the source of this 1833-nucleotide messenger RNA. RefSeq names its product E3 ubiquitin-protein ligase MARCHF5. Gene Ontology annotation, molecular function: zinc ion binding. Lineage: Eukaryota; Metazoa; Arthropoda; Insecta; Diptera; Drosophilidae. The record is from RefSeq and is a predicted model, not a curated record.
UGCUAUCGUUAUCGAGCUGGUACGUUGGUAUCGAUAAUUUUGUUGUCACUGUUCCGACUUUUGGGGCUACAAAAAUAGAAAUAAAGUUAACAAUUGCUCUAUACAAAAGUCUAAGUAGCAAAUACCAAGAGCCUGCGACAACAUACGGGAAGCAGAGCUAGAGCAAAUUCAUGGUGUGACAUUUUUAGCGCAUUGAUAUGGCUGACAAGGCGCCCCCCGCAGACGCAAAAGAAGGAGCCUCCGCCAACCCGGCAGUUACAGCUGCCCCUGGAGCUGAAGGUGACCACACGACGCUGACUGUGCCACCUGCCAUCGUACAAAGCGACGAGCCCGCAGUGCCUGUAACCAAAGUAGCAGCAGCAGCAACAGCCACUGCCCACGCAGACAAAACUGCGACAGAUGCUUCAACCUCCACAACAGUGCUGAUGGGCGCGGACGCCGGCGAGCCGGAGCGUUGCUGCUGGAUCUGCUUCGCCACUGACGAAGACAACCGGCUGGCAGCGUGGGUGAAGCCGUGUCAGUGUCGUGGUACCACCAAGUGGGUGCAUCAGAGCUGCCUUUACCGCUGGAUCGACGAGAAGACGCAGAAAGGAAACGCGCUGCGUUCCGUAUCCUGCCCUCAGUGCCAGACGGAGUACAUAAUUGUGUUCCCGCAAAUGGGAAAGUUUGGCGGCGCCCUGGAGGCGAUGGACAACUUAAUUAAGCGCCUGAGUCCUUUCCUUGCGGCUGGCUUUUUCGUCGGCUCGCUCUAUUGGACAGCCGUAACGUAUGGAGCGGUAACGUUUUUACAGAUUGUUGGUCAUGAGAACGGCAUGUCCAUUAUGGAAGCCGGUGAUCCUCUGGUGCUCCUGAUCGGACUGCCGGCCAUUCCAGUCGGACUGGUGCUAGGUCGCUUAAUUCGCUGGGAGGACGCACUGCUACGACUAAUUCGAAACCGCGGAACUGUGGUGAGGAAGUUCCCAUUUGUGAGCCUCAUCUAUCCGAACCUAAACCAGGAGGAUGAACAGCAGAGCACUAGUAAUCCAGCCACUCCAGCGCUGUCCGACCCCGUUUCGGCCACGCGCGUAUUCUGCGGUGCACUUCUCCUGCCCACCAUCUCGUCCAUUGUAGGGCGGAUUCUUUUUGACUCUGUGGACAACACGUUGCACCGCACUUUGCUCGGCGGCCUUACAUUUAUCACGGUCAAAGGUAUCCUCAAGAUUUAUUUAAAGCAGAAGCAAUACGCUAGUCGCAAGAAACGCCGUAUCGUGGAUUACACGGAGGAAAACAUUCGCACUUACAUGCACCGCAGCAACACUUCUGCUGGCGCAGCUCGACAGGAUCAGCCGGCGCAGAACCAACAGCAGCGUCCAGUGCCACCGACUCUGCGGUUGGACGCCGUGGCAAUACGAGAACGUGAACUUAAUCGCCAGCCCGGUGAUAGUGGUGGAAGUGUUGUUUAGAAGGAGGCGUGUUGCCCAUCAUUUUAUGUAGAUCUGUUUUUCUACGAUUUAUUGUUUUUCUAAGUUGAUUCUCUUAACUGUCGCCUUUGGAUGCGCAGACAACACAACAUCCCCUUUCGGUGUGCUAAAAUUUUUUGUAAGGCGUCAUCAAGUUAAAUUUAUUGUUAUAAAAGAAAAUCUCUAUGUUUAAUGACCGGGAAAUAGACGCCAACUACUAGCCUUUGGCAAACAACCGCCAUGUCCCCGCUUAGAUAUAAUAUUGAAAUAGUAUAUAAUGGAUUUAUAUAUGCGUACGCUUCCACACACUUGAAUUUAUACCUAAAUUGUAAAUUACGAAGUUGCCUCUGUAAAUAAAAGCAAAACCCUCGGCUGUGGGUGAAUAUAACCAUAA